CUCCUUGUUGCAAAUUAUGGGUGGAUCUAGUAGUGGGAGUGAAUCUGAUGAGGAAAGUGUAAACGAUGGCAUACAGGAAGGAUUAUUAUAUGAAAGACAGACGAACACCAAGCAGCAGGAGCACUUUCCCGCCAGCGGGGCGAAGAACUUUCUCAUCGACGACGACGCAAGCUCGGAUUCGUCGAGCAGCGAAAACGACGAGCCCGCGACGCGCGACGACAAAAACUCGCCGUCGAAGCCGGCGCUGCCGAGCUUCGUCGAGGUCAUGACCUCGCCGCAGUCGCUGUCGCGCGGCGCGUCCGUGUGGAGCAACCCGUAUCGGGACGCGGAACACGCGAAGCACGCGAUACUGGAGCGACACGUGAAGCUGAGCGAGGCGGAGGCGAGAAGCGGCGGCGCGGCAGCGAAGCGCGCCUGCUACAAGUUCCUGAAGGGAAAGUGCCGCUUCGGCAAGAGCUGCAAGUUCCUCCACGACAGGGAUACGCCGGCGGGCAGAGGUGGCGAGCCUCGCGCGGCGCAUGGCGCCGCAGGCCAGACGAGUGGCACGCCGCAGGGAGUCGGCCGGGGUCACGGCGAUUCUGCCCGCCAGCAUCCUUAUCAGUGCGAUGCAGGAAGUGACAGUACUGAUAGCGAUGUGCAGAGGAAGCGCAGAGUAGGACUAGCGCAGUCGCUUAUUCCGCCCAAGAGGGCCAUGCAUGCAUACAGAAAGCAGCAGUUGCAAGACGAACCUUGGAUGUCUCAUUAGGCACAUAUAGUAGUACCCAGGGUUAUGUGCGACAGGCGUAGAUGUAAUAUCCGUCGUCAUGAUCCGCUAAGCAUUCGCUCAGUACAUAAUUUGAUGAUACAAUUUGUGAGUUUCUGGUCUGUUAUAGACUGUGUAUGUGGCCCAUGUCGACUAACCUAAACCUUAUUUAGGUACCUAAAUAAGAUGAUUAAGGUUACCUUAUUUAGGCUCUUUGCCCUAUAUGCAGAACACACGUCAUCCCAUGACAGGGCAAUUGUCGGCAGAUUUCUCUUACACGUUUACUGAUGAUAAGUAUAUAUAUGCAACUCCAAACUUAUUAUUUUUCCAUAUAUAUAAUAUAGCAAAUGUACAGGUGUAUGCAUUCGUAAUGAGCAUGUUUUUCACUCUUUAUUAUUUAAAUAUACAUAACUAGAAGUUUUGUAAAUAAUUUUUAGGUUAGUGAUGUAAACUAUAUUUACACGAGUUUAGCUGUUGAAAAUUUUUAUUUAAUUAAUACCACGAAUAAGAUUAUUUAUGAACUGCAUCCGAAA
Priapulus caudatus is the source of this 1275-nucleotide messenger RNA. RefSeq lists its product as uncharacterized. Gene Ontology annotation, molecular function: metal ion binding. Lineage: Eukaryota; Metazoa; Priapulida; Priapulimorpha; Priapulimorphida; Priapulidae. Bases 17 to 745 code for a protein of 242 amino acids. The record is from RefSeq and is a predicted model, not a curated record. The transcript has 2 exons.